ACACACACACACACACACACACACACACAGAGAGUAGCAUCUUAAAUAAUUGAAUCUAUAAGAGAUAGGGUUGUGUCCCGCACACAGGAUCCUGUGUGUGUGUGUGCGCGCGCGCUCCGACGCGCUUGGUGUGUUUCACACUUCGCGGUUACGCGCGUGGGAGUCGGAGUGGGAGGACUGUCUCGAGGACUGACUGACUGGCUGCUGGCGCGAGGGAGAGGGAGAGUGUCGGUGUAUGUGUGUCUGCGCGAGACGUUAAUACCUAGAGGACAGGCUCGCGAUGCUCUGAGCGUUUCAACGCCGCAGCAACAGUAGCUCGUGCAUCCACAAACCAAAUUACUGAGGACGAGUCGCGCGCCUGUGUGCGUAGAUAUAUGCCGUGUACGUACAACUCCAACCGGACAGCGCGCGACCUUUAACGGAUCAUGAGGAGGAAUUGAGCUCGUGCGACAGGUUAUAAACGCUAUCAUCGUCGUACACCAUCUCCGACCUGCGGGUUGCCAUAGCAACGCCCUCAGGCACCAUGGCCUCUCCAGCGAUUUCCGGAACUACUGGAACUAUCACCUGUAUGUGUGUGUGUGUGUGUGAAAUGUGCGUGAACAGCGGUAAGCCGGAGGUGUGACGCACUUGAGUGGCACACACACACACACACACACACACACACACACACACGUAUACAUAAACAGAGGCAUGUGCAGGAUCUUAACACACACCAAGAGACACAUUGACAUCUGCUGCUUAACUCCGUCUGCCUUAUUGUGUCCUUCUUACAAUCCUAAAAUGGCUCCUUCCCCUCACCUUCGAUCACACACACUCUUAAUACACACGGCUAACACACGCUGCUGCGGCUGGAAACCGGUGUUGUUGACAUCGUCGUGUUUGUCCUCGCUGAGAGGCAGAAAGACAGGAGAGUAGAGACAACGCUUUUUUUUUUUUUUUCGGUGUUGCUUCGGUUCAUCCUCUUGCAAAACGUGCCUUUUUUCCCCCCUGAAAACGGCCGCCUGUGACUAAUCCCCUGCGCCGUAGAGGUGAAAAAGGAGCAGAGAGAACCUUGUUGUUUAUAAUAAAAUGUCCUCACUUGACUACCUGGGACGUUGAGAACUUUCAGUCACCUGAGGAACCGUCAUCGUUUUUGCAGCGUCAGAUGGACACCGUCGUGACCGUCCUUGCUGUUGUGGCUGGGAGAGUAGAAUCUUGUUAAAGAGGAGACACGAACGGACGUUUUCUCAAGAUGGCUGCCGCUCACCUUCCCGUAUUCCUGGUUCUGAUGUCCGUCCCACUUUCCCUGUCGUCCCUCCAGUCAAACGAACGUCGCGUGGUGGCCUACGUGCCUGGCGACUUGAUCAUCGGUGCUCUGUUCUCCGUGCACCACCAGCCGGCGGCGGACCGCGCCCACGAGCGCAAGUGCGGUGCUGUGCGUGAGCAGUACGGCAUCCAGCGCGUCGAGGCCAUGAUGUUGACGCUGGACCGCAUCAACGCCGACCCGGACAUCCUGCCUAACGUCACGCUCGGCUGCGAGAUACGCGACUCCUGUUGGCACUCGGCUGUCGCGCUCGAGCAAAGCAUCGAGUUCAUACGUGACUCGCUCAUUGCCGCCGAGAGCCCCACGUCCGCCCCACUCGAUCCCAUUUCCGAAGACGUGCCAACCGGGGGCGGGGCUAAGUGUUUAGAAGGCCUACCCCCCAAAGGCAAGAAGCCCAUCGUGGGUUUGAUUGGACCUGGCUCGAGCUCGGUGGCUAUUCAGGUUCAGAACCUGCUGCAGCUCUUCAACAUCCCUCAGAUCGCUUACUCGGCCACCAGCAUGGACCUGAGUGACAAAUCACUGUAUAAAUACUUCAUGAGGGUCGUGCCGUCUGACGCGCAGCAGGCCAGAGCCAUGGUGGACAUCGUCAAGCGCUACAACUGGAGUUACGUCUCCACCAUUCAUACAGAGGGUAACUAUGGUGAAAGUGGAAUAGCGGCAUUCAAGGAGAUGGCUCUGAAGGAAGGGAUCUGCAUCGCACACUCGGAUAAGAUCUGGAGUAAUGCAGGCGAACAGAGCUUUGACCGUCUGCUGGCGAAGCUGCGCGUUCGUCUGCCCAAGGCGCGCGUGGUGGUGUGUUUCUGUGAAGGCAUGACUGUCCGAGGCAUCCUCAUGGCCAUGAGACGCCAGAACCUGUCCGGGGAGUUCAUGCUUGUUGGCAGUGACGGCUGGGCGGACCGUUAUGACGUGACUGACGGGUACGUGCGUGAGGCAGCAGGUGGGAUCACAAUAAAACUGCGAUCCUUGGACGUGAAGUGGUUCGACGAUUACUACUUAAAAUUACGUCCUGACAACAAUCUGCGCAAUCCGUGGUUCCCGGAGUUCUGGCAGCAUCGCUUCAACUGCAGACUAAAGGGUCAUCCUCAGGAGAACCCUGACUACAACCGGACCUGUAGCAAGCGAGAUUCGCUUCGGCAGCAGUACGCUCAGGACACUAAGAUGGGUUUUGUAAUAAAUGCGAUCUACAGCAUGGCGUAUGGGCUUCAUAUGAUGCAGAGAGCUCUCUGUCCUGGUAUGGCGGGACUCUGUGAUGCCAUGCGGCCAAUCGACGGUUCCAAACUGCUCGAGUUUCUCAUGAAGACCAACUUCACAGGCGUCAAUGGAGAGAACAUCUACUUCGAUGAGAACGGAGAUUCGCCGGGAAGUUAUGUGAUCAUGAACUUUAAGAAGAUGGGGAAAGACUAUUACGACUACACUAACGUGGGCAGCUGGGACAACAGCGGCCUGCAGAUAGACGAUGACGAAAUCUGGCCGAACAAAGACAGCAUCAUUAAGUCGGUCUGCAGCGAGCCCUGCGAUAAAGGACAGAUCAAGGUGAUCCGUAAGGGCGAGGUGAGCUGCUGCUGGACGUGCACCCCCUGUAAGGAAAACGAGUUUGUGUUUGAUGAGUACACAUGCCGAGCCUGCGAACUCGGAUCCUGGCCUACUGAUGACCUCACAGGUUGCGACCCGAUCCCGGUCGAGUAUCUGCACUGGGGCGACCCGGAGCCGAUCGCGGCGGUGGUUUUCUCCUGCCUCGGUCUCCUCGUCACGUUCUUCGUGGCUGCCGUGUUCGUGGUGUACCGUGACACGCCCGUGGUGAAGUCGUCAAGCCGUGAGCUCUGCUACGUCAUCCUGUUCGGGAUCGGCCUGGGCUACGUCUGCACCUUCUGCCUGGUCUCUAAACCUCGCAUCAUUUCCUGUUUCCUGCAGCGCAUUGGCGUCAGCCUGGCGCCCGCCCUGAGCUACUCGGCUCUCGUCACCAAGACCAACCGCAUCGCUCGCAUCCUGGCAGGCAGCAAGAAGAAAAUCUGCACCAAGAAGCCACGCUUCGUGAGCUCGUGCGCCCAGCUAGCCAUUUCCUCCUUCCUGGUCCUGGUGCAGCUCGGCAUCAUCGUCACGCUGCUCGUCCUGGAGCCACCGGACGUCGUCUUCCACCAUCCGUCCAUCCGAGAGGUCAAGCUCAUCUGCAACACUAGCAACCUGGGCGUGGUCGCGCCGCUCGGCUACAACAGCGUGCUCAUUCUCAGCUGCACCUUCUACGCGUUCAAGACGCGCAACGUGCCGGCGAACUUUAACGAAGCCAAGCACGUGGCGUUCACCAUGUACACCACGUGUGUCAUCUGGCUGGCGUUCGUACCCAUCUACUUCGGCUCGGACUACAAGAUUGUCACGACGUGUUUCUCCGUGAGCCUGAGCGGCACUGUAGCGCUCAGCUGCAUGUUUGCACCGAAGGUCUACGUCAUCCUGGCCAAGCCUGAGCGUAACGUGCGGAGCGCCUUCACCACUUCUACAGCCGUGCGCAUGCAUGUGGGGCGGGGCAAAAGUACACCGCCGCCCACCAGCAGCCUAGCCAACUUGUGGAAGAGACGCCCCUCAUCCGGGGACACGCUCAGCUCUAACGGUAAAUCUGUGACGUGGGCUCAGACGGAGCGCAACUCCAAAGGUGGCCACUUGUGGCAGCGUCUCUCCUUCCACAUCAAAAAGCGCGAGAACAACCAGACGGCCGUGAUCAAGCCUUUCUCCAAGGCGUCGGAGGAUGUCACGCCUGAAAGCGCUACCGAUAAAAUGCUAUACGAAGUCGCAGAGAGCGAGGAGCGAUAUCCGAUCACGUAUCGGCCUCAGACUCCGUCACCAAUCAGCACCGUGAGUCAGAGGACGGGAGAAGUUCUAGGGCGGAGCCAAGGCCCUGAUGAUGAACAGAUCAUCAGCGUUUCCUCAUACGUCAGCCAAUCGUCCCGUAGAGAAAGCGGAUCGUGUGCUGGAGCGAUAGGAGCUGGUGGGGGCGUGGUUGUGAGCGGAGCCGUGGGAAUUAGGGGCGGAGUCUCUAGCUCAUCCCAGGGCUCGCUAAUGGAGCAAAUCAGCUGCGUUGUGAACCGUUUCACAGCUAAUAUCAGUGAACUCAACAGCUUGAUGCUCUCAAGUUCACCUCAGCACUCUUCAAAAGUCCCGGCCCCUUACUUCCUGUCCCGAGACAUGUCCAUGCCUGCCACCAUGACGACCUAUGCUGAAAUUCAACCCCUUCCACCUGUGGAGUCAAACGGGGGCCGUCCACCCACUUCCUGCCCCCUCGGCGGUCCUUCGGGCGUUAAAGAGAAGAUUUUGGAAACGACCGUACACGAGUCCCAGGCUUCGAAAGGAGACAUGGAGGAAAUUCUCGCGCUAACGCCACCCUCGCCGUUUAGAGAUUCUGUGGCGUCAGGAAGCAUCUCGAAUUCUCCUGCAUCUGGAUCGUCACCCAAAUACGACUGCUUGGUACUGAGGCACUACAGCCAGAGCUCCUCGUCCUUAUAAGGACCUUGGAUGCAAGAAAGUGGCGAGAAUAUUAAUUCGAGACAUAAGAGAACGGUUUUCUGGUGUGUGUGUUUACAUGUUGUCGCUGUUGAAUUUGGCAAACAGCCAGAGCUCCUCGUCCUUAAGAGGACUGUAGAGACAGAGCACAGGAAAUGAGCGAACGAGGGUUGAAACAAUAAUAAAAGCUGAUGAUUGAUGAAUAACAGCAUCUUAGAGAGGAUAGAAGGACCUUAGAGGUGAGGAAAGGAGAAGGAAUGAUGGGAAUAUUCAGAUGAGAUCUGAUGGAGGGUAAAAUCGCUAAAAAUCAGUGAAUAACGAUGUCCCAGAGGAUGUAAUACAAACAAACACAAGUGCAGAAGUAGAGCCAGUGCUCUAGACUCAGGCAAGAGGGGUGGUGUGAUAUCGAAAUGAUGAAUAAUAUCUUGGAAGAAGAGAUACGAGGCAACUUAUGAUCUUAAAAAAAAAAAAAAAGAGGGAACAAGGGUGCCGUUGUACAGAUGAAAAGAUAUGUAGGAAAUGAAACUUGUAUAUCCUGAAGGAAAUAUACAGGGCUUGAUGGAGGGAUGAAAGUAAUAUAAAGGAAAUACAGGAUGGAAGGAAGUAAGAAGGGAAAUAAAGAGGAAGGAGUUGAGCAAAGGGAGGGAGUGGCAAAUGGAGAAAUAGCAGAGACAACAGAAGAGAAAGAAAGGAAGAAAGAAGGGAGAGAGAGAGAAUGUGAGAAAAGCAGACAGAAAAUUGAAGAACAUUGAGAGACAAAACAUGGGAAGUACAGGAUGAAAGUGUGAGAGUAAAAGGAGAAAGAGAAAACGAGAAGAAAAAUAAUGGUGCGAGAAAGCAAUGAGACAAAAAGUGAGUGUGCACAUGCACUCUGUGGAACACUGAUCGGUCGGCUCGGCUGUGAAGCCCGUUAUGACGUCAUGACGUGGCAGAUGGAAUUCAAAUAGACGGACGUUUCCAUCUUUCAAUAUGUUUUCAUCUUUCAAAAUGAAUUUUAAAAAGUGCCUUGCAAGCACUGUAAUAACGGCUUCCUGGACAUGGUAAGGACAUCUGAGUGGGUUUUACUGUCCGAUUUAGCCAAGAAAUGAAGAGACGUCGAAAUCGUUGUCCUUAGAAGGACCCUAGAGACAGAAUGGAUAGAACAAGAACGCGGAUAAUACUUUAAAGAAGUAAGAAAAGUAUAAAAGUGAUGAAUAACUCCUUUCUAGAGUAGACAUGAGGAACUCUUUACCGUCUUUACACGAAAGAUAAUGAGACGAAUAUGAGCAUUUGGUCUCGCAUGGGUACAGCUUCAGUGACUGGAAAAGAUGUAGGAUGUGUAAUAAGGAAUUCUCAAAGAGAGUAGAGAGGGUAAAAGAAGGAAGCAGGUGUAGGACUAUUAAUUAAAGGAAAUAUAUGCGAAAGGUGAAAUAUACCAGUGCUGAGUGGAUGAAUAAUGGCAUCCUUGUUCCCCAAAGUACUAGUAAACCUACUCUGCACAUGUACAGUAUGAUGGAAUUCCUUAAGGUCUAAUUGUGUACCUUUGAUGACUUACCUUUCAUCCCAUAGGUCGUGGGUACACGAGUAGCUGGUUUGUGUGUCUAAAGCGCUGAACUACGGCCAUUUCAUUUCGAUCAAUCAGAUUAGUCGACUCUGGUGCGGCAAAUCAUUGGUUCGGUCCGCUGAAAUACUCGCCAUUUGACGACCCCCGCUAGAGAUCCUCAAACUAAAGAUAUAUAAACAGAUUUGAAGGUAACACCCACCCCAAUAAGGUCCACAUUAGAACCUUUAUUUCUGAGAAUGCUGUGAUUGUUGAAUAAAUGGUUUACUAGAGCGAGGCUGUCAAUUCCAAUCCGUCGAUGAGGCUAUGCUUGAGCUAGCACAGAGGAGAAAGUGUGGAAAUACUCAUUUGAGACAUAAGAAAGAUGUGUAAUGCUGAAAUGGAUGAAUAACAGCAUACUAGACAAGACAAUAAUACAAAUACAAAUACCACCUGAAUUCCUCAUCCUUAAAAGGACCUUAGAACAUGAGAUGGAGAAUGGGGACGACGAGAAACAAAGGCUGUAAUGCUGAAAUGUAUUGAGAAUAGCUUCUGAGAUGGAAUACAAGAGCCUCCCUUGUCCUUAGGAUGACUGAAAAUAGGACGAGUGUCACAGACGUACAGUGUUUAUUGUGCGUGUUUACAUGUUUUCACUGUUAAAGUACACCUGGCCAAACGUAGAGGCUACUGAAGCGUCUUAAAGCAUCAAGACUUUCUACGGACAUGUGACAUAAAAUAAUGGGUUUUUUUUUUUUCGUUGUUUUGUUUGGUAGUGGCCUUAAAUAUACACGGCUCUCAUCUAAUUAGAGAUAUUUUUAUGAACUGUUUACUCUGUGCGUGCGUGCGUGUGCGUGCGUGUGUGCGUAUGGGAUAAUGGGUACCAGAAAAUUGACAGUGAUAUGAGGACUGUCCAUCCAAAGCUGGCAUCAGGCAUGGAGUUUAGAAAGGGCUGAGAAACUCUUAAAACUGGAAAGUGUGUUUAAAAUGCACACACACACACACACACACACACACACACAUAUGGACAAUUUAAAAAUAAGAACUUGAGUUCGAGGACCUGACCUAACAGACUCUGCAAAAAGUGCUGUUUAAUUUCUUGCAAAAUCCUGUAAAUAUCCACCAAAUUGUCAUCUUUUAUUUGUUCCCAUUUUCUACUUUCCGUUCUAAUUUUUCUCUUCUUCUUUUUCUCUUUUUUUCUUUCUCUAACCAUCUAUUUUCCUGUGCUUUCCAAACACCCAGGAUGUUCAAUUCUAAAUUAAUGAUUGUGAUGAUUUUUUUUUUUUCUGUGAACCUUGAAUAGCGUGGGACCAAAUUUCUCGUACCUCUGUGUCUGCUCUUUAUUUAGCGGUGUUUGUUUUCGCCGAACUGAACACAAUACUAGUGAAUCAAAUACUAGUGAACCUAACGGUGUAAUCUACUGGAGUGUUAAGAUAAUGAUUGUCGCAAUGAAUCAGAUUAAUAAAUCUAUUCAGUUGAGAUUGUCCCAGUGAACCACGUGAAUGAAUCGAUUAAUUUGAGAUUGUCCCGGUGAAUCAGAUGAAUGAAUCGAUUCAAUUGAGAUAGUCCCAGUUGAUCGCAUGAAUGAACUGAUUCAUUCGAGAUUGUCACAACGAAUCAGAUGAAGGAAUCGAUUCAUUUGAGAAUGUCACAUUGAAUCAAGUGAAGGAAUCGAUUCAUUUGAGAUCGUCCCAGUGAACCAGGUGAAUUAAUCAACUCGUUUGAGAUUGUCACACAAUGAACGGAUGAAUAAAUUGAUUCAUUUGCUAGCUGUUUAGCUAAUGAUAAUCAACAGAGUAAUAAUUCACAGCAUUUUAUUCAAAUGUUAAUGCUCCCUGUAACACGCAGUUUCGUUCAUAAAGGGCUUUUAGCACAACAAAAUCCACUUUACCCAAAAACACACCAUGAAAAUCGCAAAAAUCUACAUACAUACAAAAGGCACGGUAAGAGAAAACUUUAUAAAAUUUUUUGUUUGCCUCAUGAAAACCUCAAGAAAAUAUCUAGAUUGGAAUCUAAACGAAUG
Molecule: messenger RNA, 8331 nt
Organism: Ictalurus furcatus (blue catfish)
Lineage: Eukaryota; Metazoa; Chordata; Actinopteri; Siluriformes; Ictaluridae
Gene: grm5b
Product: glutamate receptor, metabotropic 5b
Exons: 9
Coding region: 1232-4795 (1187 amino acids)
Biological process (GO): regulation of synaptic transmission, glutamatergic; trans-synaptic signaling by endocannabinoid, modulating synaptic transmission; G protein-coupled glutamate receptor signaling pathway
Cellular component (GO): postsynaptic density membrane
Molecular function (GO): adenylate cyclase inhibiting G protein-coupled glutamate receptor activity; G protein-coupled receptor activity involved in regulation of postsynaptic membrane potential
Source: RefSeq, a predicted model, not a curated record